Ixodes scapularis (black-legged tick) is the source of this 2880-nucleotide messenger RNA. Its product is annotated as serine/threonine-protein phosphatase 2A 56 kDa regulatory subunit gamma isoform. The record is from RefSeq and is a predicted model, not a curated record. The transcript is spliced from 11 exons. Gene Ontology annotation, cellular component: cytosol; nucleus; protein phosphatase type 2A complex. The coding region runs from base 96 to 1955 and encodes 619 amino acids. Gene Ontology annotation, molecular function: protein phosphatase activator activity. NCBI's taxonomy places the organism in Eukaryota, Metazoa, Arthropoda, Arachnida, Ixodida, Ixodidae. Gene Ontology annotation, biological process: signal transduction; protein dephosphorylation.
CUCCUCGAGAACCCAUCGCGUCAGUGGUUAGCUGUCGUACGUCCGAUCCGGAGCAGUUGUUUUUCGCCGAUGGCGUGCGUACUUUCAAUAAAAUAAUGCCUAAUCGGACUGACAAAGAGAAGGUGCCCGUGAAAACGAACGCCGGCACGGCAUCCAAGAAUGGCAAGGAGGCGCAGGAAAACGCGGAAGAGAUGAACAAGUGCAACAACAACAGCGGCGGUGGUGGUGGCGUCGGCGGGGGGGGCGGUGCGGCCCGGGUCCCUCCCGGCCCCAAGGGGGGCCCGGCGCCCCCCCCAGCCAACCUGCUGGCCAAGUCGAAGCUGACGGGUGGUGCGGCGCCGCCGGGAGCGGCCCUGCGCAAGGACAAGCGCCAGAACUCGUCGCGGUUCAACGUGAGCCGCAACCGGGAGCUCCAGAAGCUGCCCGCCCUCAAGGACGCGCCCCCCGCCGAGCGGGAGGACCUGCUCAUCCAGAAGAUUCGCCAGUGCUGCGUCCUGUUCGACUUUGUGUCGGACCCGCUGUCGGACCUCAAAUGGAAGGAGGUGAAGCGGGCCGCACUGCACGAGAUGGUGGAGUACAUCACAUCUCAGCGGGGCGUGCUGACGGAACCCAUCUACCCCGAGAUCAUACACAUGUUUGGGGCCAACGUGUUUCGCACCCUGCCCCCGUCAUCGAACCCCAACGGGGCCGAGUUUGACCCGGAGGAAGACGAGCCGACGCUGGAGGCGGCCUGGCCCCACCUGCAGCUGGUGUACGAGCUGUUCCUGCGCUUCCUGGAGAGCCCAGACUUCCAGCCAGCCCUUGCCAAGCGCCACCUGGACCAGCGCUUUGUGCUCCAGCUGCUGGAGCUCUUCGACUCUGAGGACCCCCGGGAGCGGGACUUCCUCAAGACCACCCUGCACCGCAUCUACGGCAAGUUCCUGGGGCUCCGGGCGUAUGUUCGCAAGCAGGUGAACCACAUGUUCUACCGCUUCAUCUACGAGACGGAGCACCACAACGGGGUGGCGGAGCUGCUAGAGAUUUUAGGGUCGAUCAUCAACGGUUUUGCGCUGCCCCUGAAGGAAGAGCACAAGCUGUUCCUGCUGCGAGUGCUGAUGCCCCUGCACAAGGUCAAGUCCCUUAGCGUGUACCACCCGCAGCUGGCCUACUGCGUGGUACAGUUCCUCGAGAAGGAGCCCAGCCUUACCGAGCCGGUCAUCCUCGCCCUGCUCAAGUUCUGGCCCAAGGUUCACUCUCCAAAAGAGGUGAUGUUCCUGAACGAGCUGGAGGAGAUUCUGGACGUGAUUGAGCCGGCUGAGUUUGCCAAGGUGAUGCUACCGCUGUUUCGACAGCUAGCACGCUGCGUGGCCUCCCCACACUUUCAGGUGGCCGAGCGUGCGCUGUACUACUGGAACAACGAGUACAUCAUGAGCCUGGUGAGCGACAACGCGGCACAGCUGCUGCCCGUGGUAUUCCCCGCCCUGUAUCGCAACUCCAAGGCCCAUUGGAACAAGACCAUCUAUGGCCUGGUCUACAAUGCCCUCAAGCUCUUCAUGGAGAUGAACCAAAAGCUCUUCGACGACUGCGUCCAGAGCUACCGCCAGGAGCGGCACAGCGAGAAGCUGCGACUGAGGGAACGGGAGGAUGCCUGGAACCGGAUAGAGUCCCUUGCCGAGAAGAACCCUCAGUUUCAGGAGGUGAUCCCCCUGCUAAGUUCGGACAGCAGUAGCAUGGCCGGGAGCACGGCCUCCGACGCCUGCAGUCCGCCCGAAGAUGACGACAUGCUCUACAACAGGCUCGAGACAGAGGCCAGAGAGGCCUCUCGGCAGCAGCUGGCCCAAGCCAAGAAGGAGAAGCCGCUGCUGCGACGCAAGUCUGAGCUGCCCCUGGACUCGCUGACCCUGAAGGCCCUGAGCGACCACAAACGGGCGGACCAGUUCCUGAGCACGCCCCCUCCCGACACCGCAGCCAACUAGGAGACCAGCUAUUUAUUGGAAGACCGCUUAGGUGCCCUAUACAAUUGCUUCUGCCGGCAUUAUUUUUGUACCAGUGCGGCCCCGGAGAGAGAGAGGACACAGCUGUGCUGCCGUCGGCAGGUCGGGAUCACCAGUGGCCUCCCGCUGGCACCGGGAAGGGCCAGCGGGAAUACACCCCCUCCCCCCCCCCUUGUUGUUGGUGUUUCUUGUUGCAGCGCGUAAAGACGUACUACAGAUAGUAGAAGUGGCCGCUGUCACCCUCCCCUCCGCGCGCCCAAACGCGCUCGCGGGACGGCGCCGUUUUUAUUGCGAGGAGGCGCUUCCCAGACGCUCGGUCGACGCGACCGACCUCAAUGGGGUGUGCAGAGAGGCGUCGGCUUCGUCGUGGUCUGCGCAGCUUAGCUCGGGCGAAGCCGUUCGUCGUCUUUGGCCCGGGAGACCGGAGGGGGCAGUGGCGUAGCCAGGAUUUGUUGGGGGUGUUUAGUGUCCAUUAAAACGAAUGUCACUGUCGGAGAGCGUCUGCAAAUUUCGCGUUGCUGGGACCUCGUCGUCGGGCGUUUGUGUCGUUGCGGACGUAAAGAUAGACGUAAGGCAAUAGUCGAGACCUGGAAUCUCUGACGUGGCUUUAUGUGACUACAGAGAGACAUACUUUCGACAGCAGUGCCUUUGUUUGGGAGGAGGACGCUUGCGUAAAGCGGCCGUGGAUGAAAUGAUACUAGGUUGAAAAGGAGGCAUGCUCAUAGGCCACUUCGGUGCAUCGAGGCAAAGCUGCAGUCACUUCAGCAUCUGUGCGGCAAUGUUGGCGUUGAUUCAGCGUCAUUACCUGGCUGCUCUUUUUAGGUCCGUCAGUGUUUUUCUUUUUUGGUUGCCAUUUUAUUUUGCAAACAAUAAAGCAAAGACAAAAGCUGUUACAUUUUCCUAGCAA